ACAACACCCCGACUUGGUCUAUGCUCCACCACCACGAGAUCCGAGGCAUGGGCGACCGACUGUCGGCAGCGCGGGACCUUUGCAUCGGCUCGAGCUACGACGAAGGGAUUAACAUGUACCGGGACGUCCUCACCCAGCUUAAACCUGCGAUCAAGCGAGUGUCACAGGGAAAGGAACGGCAAGAUUGGUUGCAAGUCCAAAGCGAUUUGGAAAGCGAACUGGGGGCCAUGAUGGACUACGUGGACGCCCUGCACACCCUGAAACAGAACGCGCCAGUUCAAAAAAGCCAAAGGCCACGCUCCAGUACGCCAGCCGACCGCCCCAAGUCUGGCAACCGAUGGCAGGGCGUGGACAACAAACGGGGAGAUGUACUUACGCCACGCACUAUGACUUGGCUGGUCUUGACUUCUUGACGACCAUAUGGCAGGACCAAGGGGGGGCUGCCGACCCCGACGUGUGGGCCCCCCCGUCCCCCGACGCCGGCCGAGGUCGACGAGGAGGCCCCGCAGCUGCUGCCGCCCCCAACUGGGCUGACAAGCAGAAAUACAAUAACAAUCAUCGCGUCAAAGCAACGCCGCCUGCCCGAUUGGCGAACCGCGCCCCUCCACCCGAAAAAGCAAACUACUUGGACCACCGCAAGCAAUCAGCCCCAGCAGCGGCGGCAAAUGGUCGACCUGGCCCGACGCCUCGCAAGAGCAGCGCCCCCACCGGCGGCCAGCAAGGCACCCCCUCCAAAGACAAGCUCAAAAAAGCCGCGGACGGCGAAAAGCCCAAGUACUCGGAGGUGGCGCGCGAGCAAGGCUGGUGCGACGUCGAGCUCAUCGAAGGCAUCGAGCGCGACAUCGUAGACACGGGGCCCAAGAUCACGUUCGACGACAUCGCAGGGCUCGAGCACACCAAGGAACUGCUCCAGGAAGCGGUGAUGCUCCCCCAGAUCGCCCCCCAUCUCUUCAAAGAUGGCCGGUUGAAGCCGUGCAAUGGCGUGCUGAUGUUUGGUCCCCCUGGCACGGGCAAGACGCUGCUGGCCAAGGCGGUCGCAAACGUGUGCAACAGCACGUUCUUCAACGUGUCGGCGUCGACGCUAGCGUCCAAGUACCGCGGCGAGUCGGAGAAAAUGGUGCGCAUUUUGUUUGAAAUGGCGCGGUACUACUCGCCUGCGAUCAUCUUUAUGGACGAAAUCGACGCGAUUGCCGGCGCCCGCGGCGGCGCCGAAGAGCACGAGUCGUCUCGACGGGUCAAGACGGAGCUGCUCGUUCAAAUCAACGGCGUCGGGUCGGGCGAGAAGUCGGACGUGGAAAACAAUCGCGUGAUGGUGCUGGCGGCCACCAACCUGCCGUGGCAGAUUGACGAAGCCAUGCGCCGCCGCCUCACCAAGCGCGUGUACAUCCCGCUCCCAGACGUCAACGGGCGCCGGGCGCUGUUCAAUUUGAACCUCAAACGGGUGGACGUGGCGCCAGACGUCGACUACGACCGUCUGGCCACCCAAACCGAGGGAUACAGUGGCGACGACAUUUGCGGCGUGUGCGAGACAGGUACAGAGGGAGAGGGGGAGAGAGAGGGAGUGGUGUAGUUGUCUUGUUAUGGGCAACCAUCAUUUGGUGAACAUUGAUUGGGUGUAGCCAAGAUGUUUCCUGUCAAGCGCUUGUACACUCCAGAGUUUAUGAAGGAGUUGGCGUUGAAGAAGACGCAAGGGUUUGGUGACGACGAGAUUCGAGCGAUGGAGAAGAACGGGCUGGUCGUGACCAUGAACGACAUCGUGAUGGCUCUCGAGAACGUGUCCAAGUCGGUGGGGCAGGACCAGCUGGUGCGCUUUCAAAAGUGGGAAGAAGAGUUUGGUUCAAAGUAGCCACAUUUACAAGUUGGCAGGGUACAACAUCACUCAAAAUCAUCAUGUUGUUGUGCAUCAAACGUCCCCCUUUUGCAUUUUAAUUUGAACCAAAUGCGUCAUGAUGUCCAA
Aphanomyces astaci is the source of this 1957-nucleotide messenger RNA. RefSeq lists its product as hypothetical. The record is from RefSeq and is a predicted model, not a curated record. Bases 338 to 1570 code for a protein of 410 amino acids. Gene Ontology annotation, biological process: microtubule severing. Gene Ontology annotation, molecular function: ATP hydrolysis activity; microtubule severing ATPase activity; microtubule binding. NCBI's taxonomy places the organism in Eukaryota, Oomycota, Saprolegniomycetes, Saprolegniales, Verrucalvaceae. Gene Ontology annotation, cellular component: microtubule cytoskeleton. The transcript has 11 exons.